AUGUUCGCCCGCACCGCUAUCCCUGCUUUCCGCGCCGCUUCGAAGCGUGCCUUCUCCACCCAGGCCGCUGGCGUUGCUGGCAACGCCUCGGCCCGUCGCUACAUGGGUGCUGCCACCCUUGUCGCCGGUGGUGCUCUCGCCUACUCGGCCUUUGCCACCCCUUCCGUCCACCUCGAGGGCCCCAAGACCAUUGCUGGCGAGCUUGGUACCGCCACUGAGCGAUCGUACGUCAUGAUCAAGCCCGACGGCACCUCGCGCCAGAUCGUCGGCGACAUUAUUUCUCGCUUCGAGCGCAGGGGCUAUAAAUUGUGUGCUCUGAAGAGCGUCGUUCCCUCGCAGGAAUUGGCCAAGGAGCACUACAUCGACCUUGCCAAGAAGCCGUUCUACGCCGGGCUGGUGUCGUACAUCACCUGCGGCACUCCUGUCAUCGCGAUGGUUUGGGAGGGCAAGGAUGUGAUCCGCCAGGGCCGUCGCCUGGUGGGUGCCACCAACCCGCAGGACGCUGCGCCCGGCUCGAUCCGUGGCGACUACUGCGUGUCGGUGGGCCGCAACAUCAUCCACGCCUCGGACUCGCACGAGUCGGCCACCAAGGAGAUCGGCCUGUGGUUCCACGAGAAGGAGCUCGCUACCGAGUACAAGCCCAUCGCCUGGGACAUGAUCAUGGCCGACAACUAA
Moesziomyces antarcticus is the source of this 675-nucleotide messenger RNA. Its product is annotated as nucleoside-diphosphate kinase. The transcript has a single exon. NCBI's taxonomy places the organism in Eukaryota, Fungi, Basidiomycota, Ustilaginomycetes, Ustilaginales, Ustilaginaceae. Bases 1 to 675 code for a protein of 224 amino acids. The record is from RefSeq and is a predicted model, not a curated record. Gene Ontology annotation, biological process: GTP biosynthetic process; CTP biosynthetic process; UTP biosynthetic process. Gene Ontology annotation, molecular function: nucleoside diphosphate kinase activity.